Molecule: messenger RNA, 5783 nt
Organism: Epinephelus fuscoguttatus (brown-marbled grouper)
Lineage: Eukaryota; Metazoa; Chordata; Actinopteri; Perciformes; Serranidae
Gene: col15a1b
Product: collagen, type XV, alpha 1b
Exons: 43
Coding region: 301-4449 (1382 amino acids)
Cellular component (GO): basement membrane
Source: RefSeq, a predicted model, not a curated record
GAGACGGACGGAGAAAGGGAGGACGUGACGAGAGAGGAGAAGAAAAGCAAGGAGAAGGACCAGAGAGGACAGGAAGAAGCUGAGAGUUCGUUACUUGAAUAUUUCUUGCACCACUGGAACUCCUGGACUACUGAGAUUUACUUUGACACACUGCAGGACCCUGCAUGUGCAUCCUCUCAUUGCUGGAGACUUAGCAUUGCCCUGCCUGUACGUCUGCACGUCUGCUGCACGUGUAGUUUUUGGUAGCUGCAGAUAAUAGGAUCGGCGUGUUUGUGCAUACAUACAAGACAUAGUCAGAGGAUGGGAGCCCUUCGCCUCUGUCUUGCUCUCUUCUUCCUCUUCUCUUCUCCUGUGCAAGCCCAGUGGUGGCGUUUCGCGUGGCUGAGCCCUAAAACCAGCACCAGAUCUCCUCCUACCUCCAUUCCUCCCUCCAUCACUGCUCCAUCCAUCACCUCGUUGGGCCUUUCUGACACCCCAGGGACAACACAGUGGGUGACAGAGAAAGCUCUAGAGGGUAGCACUCAGAUAGAGGGGUCUGUGCUGGCUCCCACACCCAGCCCAGGAGUGUCAAUCUUUGGCCACAGCACUGCAGAACCCGGGACGUUACGUCCAGAGAAGAACGCAGCUGGAGAUGGCAAAGCCAAGGCCCAGUACAAACCACUAAAACACUGGAAGAGUGAGCGAGGCUCAGGAGGUCAUCUGGACCUGAUGGAGUUAAUCGGCGUCCCCCUCCCACCCUCUGUCUCAUUCACUCCUGGCUAUGAGGGUUUACCAGCCUACAACUUCGGGCCCGAAGCCAACAUCGGACGGCUCACCAAGGCCUUUGUGCCAGGGUCAUUCUACAGGGACUUUGCCAUCAUUGUCACGGUGCGUCCAGCCAGUCAGAAAGGAGGCGUGUUGUUCGCCAUCACAGAUGCCCUUCAGAAGGUGGUGAAGCUGGGUUUGGCUCUCACUCCGGUGCGUGGUGGCCUCCAGAGCAUCUUACUGUACUACACUGACAAAGAGCAGGCGUCCCACAGCCACAAAGCUGCUUCCUUCAGUGUCCCAGAUAUGACCGAUCAGUGGACGCGAUUCACGGUGGUGGUGGAGCAUGAUGAGGUGCGUCUCUACAUGGACUGUGGAGAGGCCGAGAGGGCUACUUUUCAUAGGAAACCAGAAAGACUUACCUUCCAACACAAUUCAGGCAUUUUCGUAGCUAAUGCAGGAAGCACGGGGCUUGACGUGUUUGUGGGAUCCAUUCAACAGCUGGUGAUAAAAGAUGAUCCGAGAGCAGCUGAGGAGCAAUGUGAAGAUGAUGAUCCUUAUGCCUCGGGAUACACCAGCGGAGAUGAUGCUCUGGAUGACAGAGAGACAGAGGAGGAAGUGAUGAAGAACACUCAUGAAAGAACACACGGCAGAGCACAUGAGGAGGAGGAGGAGGAGGACAGUGUUCCAGCCAGAGCUCCACCCACUGAGGCUCCCGAGGUGGAGCUUGAUGAGUACUCUAGUCAUCUGACCCCAACACAGGCCAGAGAAGACGCACAGAUGAGAGGGCCACACAGGGCAGAGGAGCCAGGGGAGAGAGAUGGUCAGGUCAGGCCUGGGUUAAAAGGAGAGCGUGGAGAUCCUGGACCCAGAGGGCCACCUGGCCCACCCGGUCGCCCAGGCCCCACCCCUCUACCUGGGAAAGCUCAGCCUGGCCCAAGAGGGACAAAAGGACCACCAGGAUCCCCUGGUUCCCCAGGGCUGCCAGGGAGAGAUGGACAGCAGGGAAGCAAGGGUGAGAAAGGAGAUCCAGGUGUACGAGGACCUCAGGGAUUUCCAGGUUUGGAUGGAGAAGCUGGAAUUAAAGGAGAGAAGGGAGAACCAGGAGUUGGUCAACCAGGCCCCCCCGGCCUUCCUGGGCCUCCUGGACCCCCCAGAUCACGCAGUGUACCGUAUGGAGCAGAUGCUCUUGGUUCUGGGUUUGAGGACCUGGACAGUGACACUGAACUUAUCAGGGGUCAUCCUGGUCCACCAGGGCCUCCAGGACCUCCUGGUCCCCCUGGACCCAUGUCAUCAUCUGACACUGCUGAAGGCCCCUCUUCAGGCCAUGCUGGACCACCUGGUGCCUCUGGCAGAGACGGGAUCCCAGGCCAACCUGGAGUACCAGGUCCAGCAGGAAGAGAUGGAGCUCCAGGUCUACCAGGACCUAUGGGAAAGAAGGGUGACCAAGGGCUACCUGGGCCACCUGGACCAAAGGGUGAUUGUGGGUUUGUAGGUACAGAAGGUUCCUCUGGGCCUCCAGGGCCAAAUGGUCCACCAGGGAAGAGAGGCCCACCAGGUCCCCCAGGACCCCCUGGUCCCUCUGGACCUCCAGGAACCAAAUUCUUUGUAGAGGAUAUGGAAGGAUCUGGGAAGAGUGACAUGCUGAUUGGAGCUGGAGUCAGGGGCCCACAGGGUCCCCCUGGCCUACCUGGCCCACAAGGACCUAAGGGUGAGGAUGGAGCCACAGGUGCUCCAGGGCUCUCAGUGAAGGGUGAGCCAGGGGACCCAGGACCAACUGGUCUUCAAGGUCCUGCUGGACUGCCUGGUGCUAGGGGUGCCAAAGGGGAAAAAGGAGACACAGGACCCAAGGGUGAUAGAGGUGUUGAUGGACUCAGUAUCCCAGGACCACCUGGGCCUCCUGGACCCCCUGGACCUAUCUUCAAUUUGUCAGAUCUGCUGCUCCUCAAUGUUACAGAUGGGAUCUUCAACUUCACAGAGAUCAGAGGACCACCAGGGCCCAUGGGCCCUGAAGGCUUGCCUGGCAGAGCUGGAUUUCCUGGCCCCAGGGGACCAAAGGGAGACAUUGGCCCUCAGGGUCCCCAAGGGCCAUUAGGGUUGAAGGGAGAGAAGGGAGAGCCAGGGGUGACCAUUGCUGCUGACGGAUCCCUCUUAUCAGCACCAAAAGGCCCCAUGGGGCCCAAAGGCAACAAGGGUGACCGUGGGUUCCCUGGGCCUGCCGGACGGAUGGGCCCAGUAGGACCACCUGGACAAAAAGGAGAGUAUGGCUUCCCCGGUCGUCCAGGACGAUCAGGUAUGCCUGGGAGGAAAGGUGACAGAGGAGAUUCUGUUGGCCUACCGGGACCUCCAGGUCCUCCAGGCCCACCUGGACUUCCAGGAAGAAUUACUGGGCUGAAAGGAACAGUGUUUCCGGUGCGCCCCAGACCGCACUGCAAAAAUGGAAGAGAGUCAGUGACAGGGGGAGAUGUAGUUGGACCUAAAGGAGAAAAAGGAGAUAUGGGAUUUCCUGGAGAGCCAGGCACACCUUCACCUGUAUUUCCAGAUGGAAUUGUGGGUGCUAGAGGUGAUCAGGGAUACCCAGGUCAGAAGGGAGAAAAGGGUGACGAAGGUCUGCCUGGUCCUCCAGGACUGCCUGGGAGGUCAGGACUUGUGGGUCCAAAGGGUGAAUCCAUCGUGGGUCCCCCAGGACCUGUUGGUUCUCCGGGCCAGCCUGGAGCCCCUGGGUUCGGACGACCUGGUCCCCGAGGGCCCCCUGGCCCUGCUGGACCACCAGGAACUGCACCUGCAUAUGGAUCAGAUGUCAACAUCCCUGGCCCUCCUGGUCCUCCCGGCCCACCAGGAUCUCCAGGAUAUGCCAACCCGGUGUCUACCUACAAGACGAGCCACGCUCUGAGCAGAGAGACUCACCGUGCAGCAGAGGGAACCUUGGCCUACGUGUCUGAGAAGGGAGGAGAGCUGUACAUCAGAGUACCCAAUGGCUGGCGCAAGAUCCAGCUAGGAGAGUUGAUUCCUUCCGGACCUUCUGCCUCAGCUGCGUCUCAGUCCCUCAGCAGACCUGGAGAAUGGAGCAGACCUCACAGAAUCCACAGCCAGGAGCUGCAAGAGGGCAGUAGAGGAUAUCAGCCCAGCUAUAAUGUCCUACCACAGACGUUCAAUGCUGUACCUGGGCUCCAUCUGGUAGCACUGAACGCCCCACUGAAAGGGGACAUGCGUGGCAUCCGCGGGGCAGACUUCCAGUGCUAUCAGCAGGCUCGCUCUAUGGGGCUAACAGCCACCUACAGGGCCUUCCUGUCCUCACACCUCCAGGACCUGGCAACCAUUGUGAGGAAGGCGGACCGCACAGACAUGCCCGUGGUUAACCUCAGGGGUGAAGUGUUGUUCAAUAGUUGGAUGUCCAUCUUCUCUGGAAAUGGAGGCACAUUUAACCCAUCCACACCCAUCUACUCUUUUGAUGGACGCAACGUGAUGACUGACUCAGCAUGGCCAGAGAAGCUGGUAUGGCACGGCUCCAAUACAGUGGGAAUCCGUCUGACCACCAACUACUGCGAGGCAUGGAGGACGGCUGACAUGGCGGUGACGGGCCAGGCUGCGCUGCUGCAGACAGGACGUCUGUUAGGACAACACACCCGCUCCUGCUCCAACCACUACAUAGUGCUGUGUAUAGAGAACACAUAUGUGGGGAACACACAUCAAAAGACGACCUGAGGAGACAGAGGAAACACACACGCACUCUCACAUAAACACACAUGCAGGCAUGCUGAAAGUGCAGAGUAGAAAAUGUGACACACUGCACGAAAAAUUUGAAUUUGAACACAUGCAGGCACAUACACACAUCAUGAUGAUAUAUCACUGCGUAGAAAUUACAUUCAAGUAUACAGACAAAGGGCACUUUUGUUCAUACAUGCAGAUAAAAUACACAUCUUAACAUGCAGAAGCAGGUGUGUCCACUAAGAAAAAUGAACACAUGCAACACACAUUUGAGUUCCUUUCACUUUGUAUAGUUUAAUCUUUAGCUCCAAUGUGUAACCCAACACUUCAUAAUGUUGCCAUGCAUCCGUCCCAGUCUAGAUUUGAAUUAUUUAUAUUCAUAAUGGACAUGUAAGAGAGCAGCAUCAUUACACAGGACAUUUACAGUAUGGGUUGUUGAAGUGAAAAAUGACACCAGCUGAUCUGAGUAGAACUGAAUAACUUUACAGACAAGCAAAUCAAUUGUACUUUACCUUAUUGCUGAUAAAUUCAAAUGUAUGUCAUAGUUUUAUUUUUUUCCCUUCAGUUCCAUGCAGCCAUUGGUUUCCAUCCAUUUCCCUACAGUAUCAAGUCUGCAUUAUGUUUUUUUCAGCAUGUUACUGUUGCACAGUGUAUAUUGGUUUUACAAGUGCAUGACUUUAAUAGCAUUACCUCACAACAAUAACAUAUUCUGACAAAAGUAAUGUAGACUCAAUGUUUACUGUGAUGGAUUCAACACCUGAAACAAUUCUGCCAAAUUAUUUUCAUAAAAACAGUUCGCUGUGAUGUAAAAUAUAGAGGGCGAUUUAUGAUUUGUAGUAACUAGGUUAAAACUUGCAAAAUCAUUAGUAUGAAUCCAGGUUCAAUUUCCUCUGCAGGGAAACAGCUUAUUGUAGUCUUUACCAAUACUGUUAUGGAUUCUUGUGAUUUUAUUGUCUUCUAUGAAACAGAGUUUUGGGUAAACAUCAUCCUUUUACAAAUUUCAACCUCAUUUCUGAACAUGACAGUGUUGUAGUUUAGACCCAAAUGUUGUGUAUCAAAGCUACAAUAGUUGUAGUGAAGAGACAGGCUGUAUUUUAACUGUAGAACAGACUUUCAGGCUAUACAGGAAAUAAAAUAAUCAGAUGUGAGUCAUUCAGGAUGAUGAUUUCUAGUUAAUAAGGCGGACAACAUUCUGUAUUACUGUUAUUGUCAACUAUUGUCAAAACUAAGAAUGUGUUAGUCCAUCUUUUAGUAUUUGGUACCCAGCCCCUAGAUUGGUUACUAAUACAAUCUUUAAAAACAGUUCACAAAUAUAUAUAUAUAUAUAUAUA